AGCUGUACACUAGAACAAAGGAAAACAAUCAAGGCAAAGGAAUGAGCAAGAAUCAGAAAGAAGUGAAGAAAAUCCAGACGGUUUAUCUGCAGAACUUGGAAAAACUAAAUCAGGGGAUAAAACCAGACAAGAAAAGUUGGAAACCAAAGGAAGGAGACUUUGCUGCAGCGAUGGAAAAGCUGCGACAGCCUCCCAUCGCUGGAAAAGUAACCAAGAGCUCAGCACACAGAAUCAGCAGAGAUCUCACCUGCUCCAUUUGCUUGGACCUGUUCAAGCAGCCCGUGUCUUUGCCCUGUGAUCACACCUUCUGCCAGGGCUGCAUUGAGGGGUACUGGACCGGCCCCAGGGGCCCCAUUCAGGGAGGCUCAGGCUCCUGUCCUCAGUGCAGGAAGGUGUACCCCGGGCAAAGCUACAGGCCCAACCGCAUCGUUGCCAACAUAGUGGAGAGCUACUGCCAGGGUCUGCAGGAGAGCGGGACCGGACCUUGCCUGGCAGAUGUUGGAGUGGCAGAGAGGGUUCCUGCUCCGGUCCCACGCUGCAACAGACACAGAGAGGAGCUGAAACUUUACUGUGACGAGGACCAGGAGCUGGUGUGUCUGGUGUGCGGUCUCUCCCAGGAGCACAGGAAUCAUACCAUGGUGUGUGUCCAGGAGGCUGAACAGAAGUACAGGGCGUCUCUGAACAGCUCCAUGGAUUCUCUUAAAGUUGAGCUCAACACGGCGCUGCAGUGUGACAGGGAAGCAGAGGACGAGGUUAAAAAGCUCAAGGAGCACACCGCUGACCUGAAGCAGCGCAUCGAGGCCCAGUUCAGCGACCUGCACCAGUUCCUGUACCAGGAGGAGAAGCUGCUGCAGGUGAAGCUGAAGACGGAGGAGCGCCGAGAGCUGAUCCGACUGGACGAGCACAAGGCCCUGCUGUGUGUGGAGAUCUCUCGUCUGCAGAGAGCCGUCCACGAGAUAGAGGACAAGCUGAAAGAGCAGGACGCCUUCACUCUGCUCCGGAGCAUCAAAGUCCUGCUACAGAGACCUUCACUGAAGUUUGAGAAACCGACGUUUACACCGCCAAGUCUGUGCGAGGGUCGGUUUGCGGGGCCCCUGCAGUACAGAGUGUGGAAAUCCAUGAAAGGAAGCAUUUAUCCAGUUCCUGCAGCCAUCACGUUUAACUCCAGCACUGCAAACCCUUGGCUCAGCCUGACCUCCUCCCUCACCUGUGUUCGCUACCAGACCUUUAACCACACCGUGCAGGACAAUCCCUACAGGUUCAACGCCGCCCUGUCACUGCUCGGAAGCCAGGGCUUCACCCACGGGCGCCACUACUGGGAGAUUGAAGUCUACAGCAGCACGGUCUGGACCGUGGGGGUGGCCCGAGAGUCCGUGCCCAGAAAGGGAGUCAUCAAAGCCCUCCCAGCCAAUGGCUUCUGGACUCUCUCCCUCUCUUAUGGGAUACAGUACAUGGCGGGCACUUCACCCCCCACGGUCCUGUCCCUGGAGGAGCCUCUGGCCAGGAUCGGAGUGUACCUGGAUUACAAGAGGGGCCUGGUGUCCUUUUACAACGCAGAGUGCAUGACACACCUCUACACCUUCAGGGAGAACUUCACCGAGACCCUGUACCCAUACUUCAACCUGGGCUUUCUGGAUAAAGUGCAUGAAAAUGAGCCUCUCAAAGUUUUCUUACCAAAGAUUUAAAAAACUGUGACCAAAACACAACUGAAUAUAGAGAAUGGGGAUAAAAAGUUACCAAAACCAUAAGAACAUUCCUUUGUAUUCUACAAAAUGAUAGUGGAUUUGUAAUUUUACUAUGUAAAUUACAUCUUAGAAUUAGCUAGAAACAGAUGUGUAAGGACCCUGUGGAGAUGUCAAACAAGAAAGUAUUGUUUACAUUCCACAUUACUCACAAUCCUUGAGUUCUAACAAACAUUUCAUUCCUCAUAAAGCAUUUGCAAAGCUGAUUUUCAUUUCAGCAUUGUUUGCAUCCAUGUUUGCAAUUUUUUCUGGUGCAUGGUUGCAUAUCUUUGUGUGUUACAGCCACCUGUUGAUCAGUGUAAAAGUGUGACAUCAUUGGUAGGACUGUGUAUGCAUCCCUUAAAUAAAACGGGGACCUGCUCUUUAAAAAACAGCCCCUAAAGGACAAAAGCUCCACAGGGAACCUUGAAGUAACAAGUUGUUUGUAGACUGGCUCUACUGCCACACAUUUCAUUUCAGAGAAGCUGAGCUUCAGUGAAGAAUGUGAAACUGUCUGGUUACCUUAAGGUUGUUGUGCUAUUAUAGUUGUUUUAUUGAUUCAAAGAUCUUGUGCAUGAUACACUAAAAUACCUUUAUACUGUGGUGUUAUUGACGUGUUGAACAAAUGAUUGAAGUUAUGUUUUAUUUGAUUAUAUGGCGUCAUAUCCUGUUAAUGAUGUAUUUGGUGCAUUUAGGGAGAAUGGGAUAUGUUAACUGUGGUUGAAACUGGUUGCGGAAAAAUAAGACUAUGUAAAAUCAACUUGGCUUCUUUUUUAUGUGAACAAAUGUUUUUAACUUUGAAUGUCGACUUUGUACUUGUUGUACCUUAUGCAUUUACUGUACCGACUGUCUACCCUGGUUGAUCCAAGGGCUGAUGCCUGUGAAGUGAUACCCAAUAUCACAACACAUUAUAUGGAUAACAUUUUAAUAAAAGCGUUU
Messenger RNA from Centropristis striata (black sea bass), 2660 nucleotides. It is a transcript of the gene trim69, whose product is annotated as tripartite motif containing 69. NCBI's taxonomy places the organism in Eukaryota, Metazoa, Chordata, Actinopteri, Perciformes, Serranidae. The record is from RefSeq and is a predicted model, not a curated record. The transcript has 6 exons. The coding region runs from base 42 to 1685 and encodes 547 amino acids. Gene Ontology annotation, molecular function: zinc ion binding; protein binding.